CUCGCGCCGACAGGGGUCUUCAGAUCCGCGCCCAGCUGGUCCGCAGGCCCGUCCCCUUCCCGCCGACUGGCCUGCUCGUACUGUCUGCACGGCCGCUGCGUAGACGCCUAGCGGGAGGCCCGGCCCGCAUCCUGCCCGGGGCCCAGAGCGCAACGGAGCAAGACCCGCCUUACAGCCGCCAGGGGAGCCCAGCGCUAUCGCGAUAGCUCCCGAGACACUUCCGGGCCGCGUCUCCACGGAAACGCCACUGGGCUCUCACCCGGGUCCGAACACGUGCGACAAGUGGGAAAAUGGGAGUCAAGAAGAAGGGGGCACAGGUCACUGCUCUGACCAUUUGUCACCGGGACCUGGAGACACUAAGCUCUCUGGCCGACGUGGAGGGGAGAAACCUAGCAUCUCUGCUCUUACACUGCGCACAGCUCUCUGAUGGGGUGUUGCAGAUCCGACAGAUCAAAGAGAUUGUUCCUUUACUAGAGAAGACAAAGAAAAAUGGCGUGUGUGACCCCACAAUUCCAAGUUGCCUGGAUGUGUUAGCUGGCAUUUAUCUUUCUUUGAAUCAGAAGAACCCCCUGAAGAAAGUCUUGGCAAGCUCCCUCAAUGGCCUCCCUGAUUGUUUUCUGAUGGAAGCUAUACAGAGUUUUACUUCACGUCUUCAGGAGGAACUCAGCACUACUGACCUGCAUAUGUACAGGAACGUGAUGGACAAUUUAGCUUCCUGCUUGGAGAACCUUCACCUGGGCAAAGUAGGUGUUGGCCGUCUUCUUCAGCACGUGCUUCCAUUUCUACAGAAGAGUUUGAGUGAAAUUUCUGAGGAAAACAGAAAAUCCGCUGGAAAUCGUAUAGUUCAGACUCAACUGAUGAAUGACUUGUUGGUGGGUGUUCGAGUGUCUGUGAUGCUAGUGCAGAAACUUCCAGCUUUCCAGCAGGCUCAUCUGGAGCUGCCUGACUCUCCCAUGUGGCAGAGUAUGUGUGCGCUUCUGACCGUCUUCACCGCUCUCUUAACUAAUGAUGAGCUCCUGCAGACCAUUCAGAGUACCUGCGGGCUGGCUGUCAUUCUCUUCAUUAAGGUCAUGCUUCACCCUCCUGAGAAAAUUCCAGAGCUGGUGAGCAGUCUGCUGCGUGGCUCCGUGGACUGUGCCCACGUCCCUGAGUGGCUCCUGAGCUGCUGUGGGAGCUUGUGCUGUGCUGAUGUCCCAUAUGCCGCCCGCCUCUUCCUGUGCCAGGGAACACUCAGCAUGCUGGACUGGAAGGACGUGUGCUGGGGCCUGGACACUGAGCGCCUGCUGCUGGACACAGUGCAGGUGUUGUUCACCCUGAGCACUGAGAUUAAGGAGUCGACUCUGGAGAUGUUCCUGUGUAGAAUUUUGGCAUCUUGGACUAAUACGGCCAUACAAGUUCUCCCGUUGGGAUCCUCAAGCCUGAAGGACAGCCUGCAUGGGGGCUCACGCAUAGUCAAGAGACUGUUGGAGUAUGUAUACACCCACUGGGAGCAUCCCUUGGAUGCGCUGAGACACCAGACCAAAGUCAUCUUCAGAAACCUUCUGCAGAUGCACCAGCUCUCCUCAGGCGAGUGCAGCCUGGGUACUGAGGGCUUCAUCUCGGAGCUGACCCAGAGCCUCCUGCAGCUGGAAUGGCACAUCCGGGGCAAGUACAUGGGCCUCGCCUGCUUGGUAGCCCAUGUGGGAGUUGACCCUGUGCUGGCUGUGGCUCACACAAUCCCUUCCCAGAUCUUAGAGGUGAUGGGGGAUCAAGCACUGGUACCGUAUGCAAGUGACCUCUUGGAAACUAUGUUCAGAAAUCAUAAGAGUCACCUAAGGUCCCAGAGUGUGGAUAGCACUUGGGUUGACCAGUGGCACGAGACUUGGGUUGCUCCUCUGCUUUUGAUACUGUGUGAAGGAAGUCUGGAACAGAGGUCUUAUGUCAUUGAUUAUUACUUGCCGAAAUUACUGGAUUGCAACCCGGAAAGCUUAAGCUACAUGGUGAAAAUUCUUCAGGCUUCUGCUGACAUUAAGGCUGGGUCUUGUGAGAGCAGAGGGGCCUUGGGAGCACUCAUGGCAUGUUUGCGGACAGCACGGGCUCAUGGGCACCUGCAGUCGGCUACUGAGACCUGGCGGGACCUGGUAUCCGGUGCAAGGAUAAAGCGAGGCCUGGUCCACCAGCACUUCCAGGUGCGGAUGGACACGCUGGGCUUGCUGUGCGAGAGCAAUCGCAGCACGGAGGUCAUCUCGGUGGAAGAGGCACAGUGGAUCCAGUUCUUCCUUACACACACUCUGCACAGCCAGGCCCCAGGGGUGCGGCAGCAGACCUGCGCACUCCUGAAGAAGCUGUUUUUGAGGGUGCGGGAAAGUUCCCAGGUGCUUUAUAGACUGGAGCAGAGUGGCUUGAAACACAGCCCUGGGAGUGAAGCAGACGGCGAGCACCCAUCUAGCAUUCUGCAUCGGUACAAGAAUUUCAUGUCCUCCAUUUGCAACACUCUUUUUGAAGCAUUAUUUCCUGGCUCCUCCUACUCAACCCGCUUCUCAGCACUGACCCUUCUGGGUUCCAUAGCAGAAGUCUUCCCUGCCCCAGAAGGUCCAUCCCAGAGUGUGUACCAGCUGAGUGAUGAUGUUGAUGCUGGCCGUGUCCAGACGCUGGUGCACUGCUUUACCAGUACGUUUGAAGACGUGAAGCUGUUAGCCUUCGACCUUGUAAUGAAGCUGCCAAGAAGUGUUGCACACUUCCAGGAUGAGGACAUGCGGGGCUUGUUUCAGGCGGCACUGGAGCUGAGCACGAGCACCAAGCCCUAUGACUGUGUCACAGCCUCCUACCUGCUUGCCCUCCUCAUCUGGCAGGAUGCGCUGCCCCCAGAACUCUGUGGGGACCCCCAGCCCACUCGAGGUGUGGAGGGGAACACACUGCGAGUUAUCAAAUGUUUAUUGGAGAAUCUUGAGGAGGAAAUAGCCCAGGCCGAGAGUUCUCUGCUGCGGGCAGCAGCGUCCUGCCCACUCUAUGGGCGGGUCCAUUGUAUCAUUGGAGUUUUCCAGAAGCUGUCUCCAGACUUGCUGCAGUUGGCAGAGUGGAGGGACGUGGUGGAGAGGCUGCUGUCUGCAUCCUACCGGCUCUCAGCUGUGGUGGCCCCCAUCAUCCAGAGCUCGUCCCCAGAGGGCCUAGUCCCCAUGGACACCGACUCAGAGUCAACACAACGCCUCCAGAGGAUCCUGAGUGAGAUCCAGCCACGGGACUCCAACGGAUACUUUACUCAGGCCCAGGUGCUGAAGGGACACAGUGCCUUUGACUUGGGGGACUUGAGUGCCAGCGUGCCGAGAGUGGACAGCACUGAAGAAGUGACAGGCACAGCGUGUGACGUGACUGCACAAAUGGUGCUGGUGUGCUGCUGGAGGAGCAUGAAGGAAGUGGCCCUGCUGCUGGGGACACUGUGCCAGCUGCUGCCCCUGCAGCCUCUGCCCGGGCCUGCCUCUAUACUGCUGACAGAGGAGCAGGUGAGAGAAAUUGGAGACUACUUCAAACAGCACCUUUUGCAGUCCAGGCACAGAGGGGCCUUUGAGCUGGCUUAUACUGGCUUCAUCAAACUCACGGAAACGCUGACCAGGUGCCCGGAUGCCCACCUGCAGCAGCUGCCCGAGCACUGGCUGCAAGAAGUCUUAGUGGAGAUCCGGAGCAGCAACCCCUCCUCCAAGCUCUGUGCCACGCGGCGCAGUGCAGGGAUCCCCUUCUAUAUCCAGGCACUGUUGGCAUCUGAACCUAAGAAAGGCAAAAUGACCCUGUUGAAAAUGACAAUGAGGGAGUUACUGUCGUUGGCUGCCCCUGGUGAUGAGCUGCCCAGCACCGUCCCCCAGGUUCAUUCUCUGAACAUCCUGAGGGCCCUGUUCAGAGACACCCGCCUGGGAGAAGGCGUCAUUCCCUACGUGGCUGAGGGCAUGAAGGCUGCGAUUCUGGGCUUCACAUCCCCGGUCUGGCCGGUGAGAAAUUCAUCCACACUGCUCUUUAGUACCUUGAUCACGAGAAUAUUUGGAGUAAAAAGGGGAAGGGAUGAACUUUCCAAAAAAAAUAGGAUGACAGGGAGUGAAUUCUUCUCUCGUUUCCCAGAGCUCUACCCCUUUCUCCUCAAACAGCUGGAGGCCGUGUCCAGCAAUGUGGACAGGGACACCUGGGAGCUGAACCGUCACCCUGGCAUGUUCCUUCUGCUGCUGGUACUGGAGAGGCUGUACCCCUCACCCAUGGAUGGCAGCUGCUCUGCCCUCAGCCUGGCUCCUUUCCAACCCUUCAUCAUGAGGUGUGGCCGCUCCCCUGUCUACCGCCUCCGGGAAAUGGCCGCUCGAGCCCUGGUGCCAUUUGUCACAACAGAGGCAGUGCCCACUACUGUCCGUGCUCUGCUGGCCAAGCUGCCCAACCCCACCGAUCGCAGCAUCCGGCAGAACCACAUCCAUGGAGCACUGCUCCAGGUUCUUCACUUGCUGCAUGCCUUCUCAGAUGCCAAGCCCCGGGGGGGCGCCCACUGCCAGCAGGAGCUGGCCACCGUGCUGGUCUGUGCACAGGCCAAAGUGUGGCUGGCCAAGAGGCAGAAUCCAUGCCUGGUGACCCGGGCUGUGUACCUGGACAUUCUGCUCCUGCUGGCCCACUGCCUGGACACACCCACCGGGGGCCUUGGGCCAGCUCCAGGGCAGCCAGAACUCUGGAAGCAUGUCAGUGGGAUCCUAGAAGACUCGGAGCUGAAGACAGGCUUCCCCUCAGCCUGGGCUGCCCCCGGCCUGCCCCAGUACUUAAAGAGCCUUGCCAGGCUCGCCAUCACCGCAGCCUGCAGGGCCCCAGGCAGGGUUCAGGGGCGCACCCCAGCCCCCCUGGUCCUGCUGCUGGGGAGCAGCUUCCCUGAGAUGCGCCUGCAGACCUUGCAAGCCCUGGGGGCCCAGCUCUUGGCCAUACACCCCUGCAAGGACAGGCUGGCAGCCCUGGGGAGUGACGUGGCCAGGGCGCUCAUGAAGCUGGCUGUGCACGAAGAGGACCCCCAGUGUCUCCACCAGGUCCUCAGUGUCCUUCUCAGCCUGGACCCUGGGCAAUGGCUGCCCCAGAUGCAGCACUGUGAGAACCUGACCCCAGAGGCCAUCCUGAGCUGGACACUGGACAUUGCUGCUCAGAAGAGGUCUGAAGCCCAGUACAUGGCCCUGAGGCUCGCAUCCAGAGUGCUAGCCCUCCUGCUACAGCCUUGCAAGGAGACCAGCACCCCAGGGGCCCCUGUGAUGAGCCGGUGGGUGCAGCUGGUGGUUGCAUCCUGCGGUGAGCAGCUGCCCACAGAGUCCCGACUGGCUGCUGCCACUGCCCUGGCCAGCACUGCACAUCUUCUUGCUGGGCCCUGCCUCGUGCUAGGAUUGCAGGCCACACUGGCACUAUGGAGGAGUGAGCUGGCGCUCCUGCAGAGUGAGGAACAGACUGUCAGGGACGCAGCCUCAGAGGUGGUGACAAUAGCCCUGUCCCAGGAGACGACCCGUCAGCUCACAGAUUUUGCCUCCUGCCCGCUGGACGCCUCAAUGGCACUGUCCCUGGCUCUGACUGUGCUGAGCCACCUCCUCCAGAUAUGGGGCCAGCUAGGCACUAGCGUGCCCAUCCUACUGACGUGGGUGCUUGGCGAAGACCUCGAGGAAUGCCAGGAUGAGCAGCAGGGGGAUGAGGACCACCUGUUUGACAAAGACACUGUCAACUUGUGGGCAGAGCCUCUGCUGCUUGUAAAGCACCUGAAUGCACACCUAGUGCAGCUCCUGACAGAUGCCCCCCUACCCCCCUGCGACCCCGAGCAGCUCCAAGCCUUGCACAGCCGUGCCCAGGCCCAGUGCCACCUCCUCUCCCAGCGCCUGGGGCGCCUGCCCCCCAAUGCUGCCUUUCUGAGGACCCCAGAGUUCACACAGUUGCGCAUCACAGAAGAAAGGACUCAGGCCUGCCUGCGUCUGCUGGCCCAGCUGGGCUGAGUGUGGGAAGGGGCCCUCAGGCCAGGCCAAAGGCAGAAGGAAGACUCUGGAAGGAAGGUGGGGUGGGAACUCCGCCCCCUGGAUCUCACACAGCAUGGAUCCUGUCCCAAGGAGCUACCAAGUGCCUGUCCCUUGGCUUGUGCUUCCUGUGGUGGCCUCAGGGCUGGUGGAAUCCCUCCCCUAAAUUCAGGCUUUGUCCUGGAGCAUUGGCGACCACGCCUCCUGCUGGCCUCUGGGAGCACUCCGUGAGGCCCUGCUGUUCCAGGGCUUCCUGAGACAAGGCAGCAUAAAGGGCAUCCUGUGGCCAUUUCCCUAGAAUGCCAGGCACCUCAGCCAGCAGGUGGCACUCUUGCACACACUUUGUGAUUGUGGAGAAGUGUCACCAGGGCCUUGCCCACCAGGACCUGAAACCAGCCCAAAGUCAUCUCAUCACAGGAAAUCACCAGAACAGCCUGGACUGUGCAUGUGAGGCCCAUCACUGAGGCCAGGGGCAGCCCAGGGGACCUUGCCUCAUGGACAGAGCCCUGAGUGUGCAGGUGGCUGGAAGCACGAGGAGACGGCUGUGUCCUGAGUCGCUGUCCUGAAAACAGCUCUGCACCACUGGCUCAAAGCAUGUGAGUGGUCUGGGUAGUGUCUGUUCAGGCCUCAGGGCUGCCACACUGUUGGCACCAGGGAGCCUGGUAGGGGGCAGAUCUGGGCUCAAGGCCUGUGGUGGAGGGCAGCCUCUCUCCUCUGCACUUGAGUGAAAUAAAAGCAGUUGUGAUGGCA
Messenger RNA from Erinaceus europaeus (western European hedgehog), 6725 nucleotides. It is a transcript of the gene THADA, whose product is annotated as THADA armadillo repeat containing. Gene Ontology annotation, cellular component: cytosol. Gene Ontology annotation, biological process: tRNA methylation. The transcript is spliced from 38 exons. Lineage: Eukaryota; Metazoa; Chordata; Mammalia; Eulipotyphla; Erinaceidae. Bases 291 to 5957 code for a protein of 1888 amino acids. The record is from RefSeq and is a predicted model, not a curated record.